Molecule: messenger RNA, 447 nt
Organism: Talpa occidentalis (Iberian mole)
Lineage: Eukaryota; Metazoa; Chordata; Mammalia; Eulipotyphla; Talpidae
Product: keratin-associated protein 15-1-like
Exons: 1
Coding region: 1-447 (148 amino acids)
Source: RefSeq, a predicted model, not a curated record
AUGUCUUAUAACUACGGCUCUGGAAACUUCUCCUCCCGCUCUUUUGGAGGUUACCUGGGCUACCCAGGUUCCACCUACGAGUCUUUCUGCCCCAACAACAUGGCCUACUCUCCCAGCAACUACCAGCCGGGGUCUCCAUUCUAUGGGGGCUGCCAGGAGACCUUCUGUGAAGCUGCCGGCUGCCAGACUCCCUGCACGGGGACCAGAUCCUUCCCAGCAUCCUGCUUACGCCCAAAGAAUAACAUCUUCUACAACCAGAUGAAUCACGCUGGAUCUCAAGGGUGUGGAAAUGCUGGCUUUGGGCCUUUUGGGUAUGGAUGCGCCGGCUUCCAAGCUCAGGCCGGUGGAGCCAGCCUCUGCCGUCCAAAUUACCUUCCUUCCAGGAGCUGCCAGUCAACUUGUUAUCAACCAGGGUUUGGCUCUCGCUUUUAUGGAUCAACUUACUGA